AUGGACAAACUCAAGAAGAUCUUUAACAAGGACAAGGGCGACCAAGCCGGCAGCGCCAGCAGCAGCACUGCUCCCAAGUCGGGCGGAAACCCAGACGGUGCCAAGGGUGUCAUCUUGCACACCUCACUAGGCGAUAUCACCAUUGAUCUCUAUGAAAAGGAGACUCCACGUACCUGCAAGAACUUCGCCACCCUCGCAGCUACGGGCAAGUAUGACAAUGUCAUCUUCCACCGCAUCAUAUCUGGAUUCAUGAUCCAGGGAGGCGAUCCGACCGGCACAGGCAGAGGAGGUUCAUCGAUCUAUGGCGACAAAUUCGAAGACGAGUUCGUUGCACACCUCAAACAUACUGGAAAGGGAACCCUUUCGAUGGCAAACUCAGGACCAGGCACGAAUGGUUCGCAGUUCUUCAUCACGCUUGGUCCUACGCCCCACUUAGACGGCAAACAUACCGUCUUUGGAAAGGUCAGCAGUGGCAUGGAUGUUGUCGACAAGCUUGGAUCCGUUGCUGUGGACGGUAAUGACAGACCCAAGUCCGAAGUAAAGAUCAUCAGCGCAACCGCCAUCCAGUGA
This is a messenger RNA of Ramularia collo-cygni, 570 nucleotides long. Its product is annotated as probable Peptidyl-prolyl cis-trans isomerase-like 1. Bases 1 to 570 code for a protein of 189 amino acids. Gene Ontology annotation, cellular component: catalytic step 2 spliceosome. The transcript is spliced from 3 exons. The record is from RefSeq and is a predicted model, not a curated record. NCBI's taxonomy places the organism in Eukaryota, Fungi, Ascomycota, Dothideomycetes, Mycosphaerellales, Mycosphaerellaceae. Gene Ontology annotation, biological process: protein folding; protein peptidyl-prolyl isomerization. Gene Ontology annotation, molecular function: peptidyl-prolyl cis-trans isomerase activity.